Pezoporus occidentalis (night parrot) is the source of this 3952-nucleotide messenger RNA. RefSeq names its product TNF receptor associated factor 1 (gene TRAF1). Gene Ontology annotation, molecular function: zinc ion binding; tumor necrosis factor receptor binding. The transcript is spliced from 13 exons. Bases 442 to 2118 code for a protein of 558 amino acids. Gene Ontology annotation, cellular component: cytoplasmic side of plasma membrane. NCBI's taxonomy places the organism in Eukaryota, Metazoa, Chordata, Aves, Psittaciformes, Psittacidae. The record is from RefSeq and is a predicted model, not a curated record. Gene Ontology annotation, biological process: tumor necrosis factor-mediated signaling pathway; regulation of apoptotic process; protein K63-linked ubiquitination.
CUCUACCUACAUCAUUAAUAUAACUUUGCUCUGCUGUUUUCCAGUUUUCACUGUAUUCACUGUAUUCCAGUUCACACAGUAUUCACUGUGUGCUGGAUAAAAUCAGAUGAAAGCAGGAGCAAAGAGAUUGAAAGAAUUACAGCCAACGGCAUGAACAAGAAUUUUCUUCAUUCAAGUCAAUCAGAUCCAUGUAAGGGCCCGUGAAUGAACCAGUCCACAGCUGUGAAAUGACACUGCCCAUGCAGCAGAGAAGCCAAGUUACGUUCUACAGGCAGCAGAGCUUGGAAGGGCAGAGAGAACCGAGCAGCAACCUGCCUCAGAUAGACAGCUAGGACCCACCCCCUGUGGUAUUCCCCAAGUUUCCUGCUCAAGGAAGAGCCAACAGAUUUGCAUCUGCAACUUUCUCUCUUCUGACUGAAUCCUACCAGUAGUUUACUUCAGAUGGCUGAGAAAACAAGCAGAGGCCCGCAGGAUGGCCCUGGCUCGUCUCCUGAUGAAAAUGAAUUUCCUUUUGGAUACCCCACUAACAUUUGUGAGGAUGUGCCUGAUCAGAAGUACCUGUGCAGCAACUGCAAUAACGUUCUGAAGAAGGCCCUGCAGACGCUCUGUGGGCACAGGUACUGCUCAGCCUGCCUCGCCUGGAUUGCACGAAACAAUAAAAAUGCAAUUUGCCAGAAAUGCAAAGAGGAAGAUCCCAGCACUUUCAGUGAGGGAAGCCUGUUGGCAGAAGAAAGGGCAUUUGGUGAUGCUGCUAUUAAUAAAGAGAUUUCUGAACUGAGAGUACACUGUGUGACCCUGGGAUGCAGCUGGUCUGGUAUCAUGAAAAACUUCGAAGAGCAUCAGAGCUUAUGUGAAUAUGCUUUAAUCCCUUGUCACACUGGUUGUGGACACAUGGUGAUGAGAAAGAAACUUGCAGAUCAUUUGGAAAACGGAUGUGUUAAUAACGUGACAACGUGUCAGAGGUGUAAGAAGAGCUUAUCCAGUAGCGAAUACCAAGAACAUUCAUGUGAAGGCAGUUUAUGUAAGGAACAAAACCAUGUGCAAACAGAAACACCAUCAAGAGAAAAGAACUGCUCUACACCUUCAGUCAACAAGGAUGGCUGUCGCUUUUCUGAGGUCGGCUGUUCAUUUAGGGGAAGCAAAGAGAAGGUAAAGAAUCAUGAGAGAACUGCAGUUGGAGCCCACAUGCUGCUUCUGCUGCAGCAUAUAAAGCAACUGAAGGCAAGCUUGUGCACUGCUGCCAAAGCUGCAAAUGGUUUCAUCCCACAGACAGAGCUUAGUGUGAACAGUGCAGGAAAAAGCAUCCCUGAUCUGCAGAUCCUAGCAGGGAUGGAAAUCCGUGGGGAUCUGGAAGAAGAUUGUUUUCCUGAAUCUUCCAUUUCUGAAGAGGAAUCUGCUCUGCAGCAACUUGUGAAGGAGAAAGUGAUUUCUGAGCUAGAAAAUAAGCUACAAGUGUUUGAGAAUAUUGUGGCAGUGCUCAAUAAAGAGGUGGAGAUCUCUAGCUUGGAAAUCGUGGCCUUUCGGAGACAGAGUGAACUUGAUCAAAAUAUAAUACGAAGCCUUGAACUGAAGAUUGCAGAGUUGCACCGGUGCCUGACGCAGAAGGACGUAGGCCUGAGCAGCCUUCAUAAGAGUCUUCUGUUCUCUGAGCAAGCUUCCUAUGAUGGGGUCUUUCUGUGGAAAAUAACAGAUGUUGGCAGGAAGUUACAAGACUCUGUGACUGGAAGAACAGUCAGUUUGUAUUCACCAGCUUUCUACACUGCAAAAUAUGGCUACAAGGUCUGUCUGAGGGUGUAUCUGAAUGGGGACGGGACAGGAAAAGGAACCCACAUGUCCCUGUUCUUUGUUGUCAUGAAAGGAGACUACGAUGCUUUGCUCCCAUGGCCUUUCAGGAACAAGGUUACAUUUAUGUUGCUUGACCAAAACAACAGGGAACAUGUUAUUGAUGCAUUUCGCCCAGACUUGACUUCUGCUUCAUUUCAGAGACCGGUGAAUGAUAUGAAUAUUGCAAGUGGCUGUCCCAUGUUUCUCCCUUUGUUCAAAUUACAGUCACCUAAAUACGCCUAUGUGAAGGAAGACACACUUUUCCUUAAAUGCAUUGUAGAAACAAAUUAUUAAAUCUUGAAAAAUGGGUGGCUGGUAAUAAAACACCCACUGAAUUUCAUUAGUUUACAAGGAAACCAAAACAUCAGCUUGAGACCUUGUAUUAGUUGUUGUGUGCACACAAAAUCCAGAGAGCCCAAGCCUGAAUCCCUGAAUCCAUUCAUGUCAGCUGAACAUCUGCCUGCUAGAGUUAGCUACAGCUGAGCAUGCCCAGCACUUUGCCCAUGGAUAUUGGAAAUGAGAACUGUGAUUAUUUCAUCAGAACAGCCAAUACUCCUGGUGUAGAUGUCAGUUAGUCACACACACCCCUGCACAUGCACUUGUGGAAAGAAGCACUAUUCUUUCUCACACCUGGCCCAGAUGUGGGUGUCAUUCUGCUGGUAGUGGGCAGGGAGAGCAGCCAGAGCUCCCUUCUGGCACCGUGGGGUUAGGAGGUUUCGGAAGCUGAGCUUUCCCCAUCCUCCCCUGGCUGCGCAGCAACAUUCCCAGGAGGCAUGGUGCUGGCUGGCAGCCCUGGUGUGGGCUUCUGCCUGUUCCUCCACCAGGGACAUGGGCAGAUUCCUUCCCCUGAGGCACUGAUUGGGUGUCUCUGUGCUUAUUGGUGACCUUGAAAGCAGUGACUUGUGGUUAGCAUUUGUAACUGGAGUUGAUACCAGAUGAUUUAUGUCUUGCUAUUUAUUUUAGAUCUAUAUUUAUGUGCUCUGUAAAGAGAUGUCCUAUUACAUCAGCAAUCGGUGACCACAUUGCACUGUGCCUUGGGGAAAUCACCUCUUAUAUUUCCAAAGGAGUUGUUUGACUUUCCCAUUUCAGAUUUUGAGCUCUGAGGGCUGGUAACCCCAGGGAAGUUGAGAGCCAGUCCAGGCAGUGUAAGGACCCCUCAGUAGCUCCAUUUUCAAGUGUUCAGUCACUUCCCGAACCUUCAAGGCAAGUGACUUAAUAGAAAAUACUGAUUUUAUUUUUUACUGCUUUAUUAUUUUUAUGUCUAAUUCUUAUCACACGCUAAAAUAGAACUAACUCUUAGACAUGGUUUUGUCUUUUAUUGUUAUCUUAAAAUAGAAGUAAGGAAUGAAUAAUUUCACUUGUUUUUUAAUGAGUGAAUUAAACUUGGAAAUCAUGCUUGGACUGCAUCAAAAAGAGUGUGUCUGACUGGUCAAGAGAGGGGAUUCUCUCCACUCUGGUAAGACCCUCCUGCAGUCCUGCAUCCAGUUCUGGAACCAGGCUGAGAGAGCUGGGCUGGGUCAGCCUGGAGAAGAGAAGGCUCCUGAAGGGGAGAACUGAGAGCAGCUCCAGUCCCUGAAGGGGCUCCAGGAAACCUGGAGAGGGGCUUUGGACAAGGGCCUGUAGGGACAGGACAAAGGGAAUGGCUUUAACCUGCCCGAGGGGAGACUGAGAUGAGCUCUUAGGCAGAAGCUCUUCCCUGGGAGGGUGCUGAGGCGCUGGCACAGGGUGCCCAGAGAAGCUGUGGCUGCCCCAUCCCUGGCAGUGUUCAAGGCCAGGUUGGACACAGGGCUUGGAGCAAGCUGCUCUAGUGGAAAGUGUCCCUGUCUGUGGCAGGGGCUAGAGCUGGAUGAGCUUUAAGGUCCCUUCCAACCCAAACCAUUCCAUGAUUUGAGACCCCAGGUCUCUCUGUUUCUUUCUCUCUUCCAUGUUUAAACUGUUCUUUCAGGGACAGAAAGUUAUUUUUCCAGUAAUGUGCCAAUCCCCAUAACCACACUGGAGUAACAUGCCUAAAAAUAUGCUGCUUUUCAUGGCUGUGUGAUUUUGACAAGUGCUGUAUUUAUUACAACCAUUCCAAUUUUCUUACAAUUUUAUUUAUUUCCUAAAUAAAGCUUAUUAAGUUAAAAAAUAA